Messenger RNA from Pisolithus orientalis, 742 nucleotides. RefSeq names its product Glyoxalase/Bleomycin resistance protein/Dihydroxybiphenyl dioxygenase. The transcript is spliced from 6 exons. Gene Ontology annotation, molecular function: metal ion binding; lactoylglutathione lyase activity. Lineage: Eukaryota; Fungi; Basidiomycota; Agaricomycetes; Boletales; Pisolithaceae. The record is from RefSeq and is a predicted model, not a curated record. The coding region runs from base 109 to 585 and encodes 158 amino acids.
GCUAAUUAAGUGUCGGAUGGCAUCAUAAGCCAUGAGGUACCUUUACGCACUCACGCUUACAUCUCCUGCGAGAACGUCGUCACUGAGAAUACGAGCGUACGCAUCAGAAUGCCAGCUACAACGGAGACCACGAGCUUCAAGUUCAACCACACGAUGCUUCGUAUCAAGGACCCGAAAGCGUCCUUGCAUUUCUACACCGAGAUCCUGGGUAUGACGUUAAUUCGUGAAUCGAACAUGGGCGAUUUCACGCUUUACUUCCUCGCUUACGAGGGUGAAAACCUUUCGCCUGAGGAAAAGAAUGCCAAUGUGUUCGCACGGCAAGGCGUUCUGGAGUUGACGCACAAUCACGGUACCGAGUCAGAUCCUAACUUCCAAGGCUAUUCCAGCGGAAACACUGAGCCCGGUAAGGGCUUCGGUCACAUUGCCAUCGGGGUGGCCAACAUCGAGGAGGCGUGUGCGCGCUUCGAAAAACUGGGCGUUUCAUUCAAAAAACGUCUCACCGAUGGCAACAUGAGGCACAUCGCGUUCAUCUUGGAUCCUGAUGGGUACUGGAUCGAGAUCGUCCCCCACACUUUGAAGGUCUAAGCGAAGUCGAUGAAAAGAAGUUUAUUCAGCGAUCUAGUUUUCCGAGCACUUGCAAACCUACAGCAGUUGACCAUGAGUCGAAACACGGAGGGUUAUUCAUUCAGUACAAUUGAAAAAGGAUACAAAACACAAUGUAUAGUAACAGAGUGCAAUGCUU